Messenger RNA from Aspergillus steynii IBT 23096, 1638 nucleotides. RefSeq names its product actin-related protein 2. The record is from RefSeq and is a predicted model, not a curated record. NCBI's taxonomy places the organism in Eukaryota, Fungi, Ascomycota, Eurotiomycetes, Eurotiales, Aspergillaceae. Gene Ontology annotation, biological process: Arp2/3 complex-mediated actin nucleation. Gene Ontology annotation, cellular component: actin cortical patch; Arp2/3 protein complex. The coding region runs from base 112 to 1278 and encodes 388 amino acids. Gene Ontology annotation, molecular function: actin filament binding. The transcript is spliced from 7 exons.
CGUCUCUCCUCAUACUGCGUCCCUCCCUCCAUGGUCGCGUUGCUUCGUUUUGCCGGAAUUGAUCGAUCGUCCUCUUGAUUAUCCUCUGCCUCCUUGCUUCCCUCUUCCACCAUGGCGGACAUGCCCAUUGUGCUCGACGGAGGAACCGGUUUCCUCAAGGUCGGAUAUGCUGCGCAGAACUUCCCAGAGCACCAGUUCCCCUCAAUAGUGGGGCGACCUAUCCUCCGAACUGAAGAGCAGGCCGGGGAUAUUGUCGUCAAGGAUAUCAUGUGCGGAGAUGAGGCUGCUGCUGCCCGAUCGAUGCUCCAGAUCAGCUAUCCUAUGGAAAAUGGUAUCGUGAAGAAAUGGGACGAUAUGCAACACCUAUGGAACUACACCUUCUACGAGAAAAUGGGCAUCGACCCGACCGGUCGCAAAAUCCUCCUCACCGAACCCCCCAUGAACCCCCUGAAGAACCGCGAACAGAUGUGCGAGGUGAUGCUGGAAAACUACAACUUCGGCGGUGUUUACGUUGCGAUUCAAGCUGUGCUUGCGUUGUAUGCCCAAGGUCUCAGCAGCGGUGUUGUCGUGGACUCCGGUGACGGUGUCACCCAUAUUAUCCCGGUCUACGAAUCGACGGUUCUGAACCACCACAUCCGCCGACUGGAUGUCGCGGGUCGGGACGUUACCCGGAACCUGAUUGCCCUGCUCCUCCGCCGGGGCUACGCUUUGAACCGUACGGCCGACUUCGAGACGGUGCGUCAGAUCAAGGAGAAGCUCGCCUACGUUUCCUACGACCUGGAGUUGGACAAGAAAUUGUCGGAGGAUACGACGGUCUUGGUGGAGUCCUACACCCUGCCCGACGGACGGGUGAUCCGUGUCGGUAGCGAGCGAUUUGAAGCCCCGGAGUGCCUCUUCCAGCCGCACCUGGUGGACGUGGACCAGCCCGGUAUUGCCGAGAUGCUCUUCAACACCAUCCAGGGCGCCGACGUGGACGUCCGUUCCAGCUUGUACAAGGCCAUCGUGCUCAGUGGAGGAAGCAGCAUGUACCCCGGUCUGCCCUCGCGGUUGGAGAAGGAGCUGAAGCAGCUGUGGUUGACCCGCGUGCUGCAAGGGAACCCGGAGAGACUGAACAAAUUCAAGGUCCGCAUCGAAGACCCGCCCCGACGGAGACACAUGGUGUUCUUGGGUGGUGCCGUGCUGGCCAACCUGAUCGCCGACAAGGAGGACAUGUGGGUUACCAAGCAAGAAUGGGAGGAAGAGGGUGCUCGUGCCCUGGCCAAGCUCGGCCCCAGAUAAGAAAAGAACAAAACUACGACCCUUUUUCUAUCUGUCUGUUUAUAUUAUAUUAUCUCUCACAUCUGAUUCUAUCCGAUACUCUUUUCUGCUUGAGCAACCUUGGUGCCCCGAUCUUACUCUCCUUGUCCUUUUACCCUUGCUCUCUCGCCUUAUCAUCUCACUCUUACCGGGUAGAAACUACAAAGUCGACAUCAAUCUCUACAGCACCAGCCAGCACCAACAAUCUAACCGCUCCUGGCCCGUCCCCGAGUCUGGAUUUGAUAUCGUGAUGCGUCGUACAUACAUAGGACUAGACAUCCACCUACUUCUGUUUACUCUUGCUUGAUGGUCAUGUAGCUAGUACAUAGAAAACAACCCCGA